Molecule: messenger RNA, 819 nt
Organism: Lipotes vexillifer (Yangtze River dolphin)
Lineage: Eukaryota; Metazoa; Chordata; Mammalia; Artiodactyla; Lipotidae
Gene: PNPLA4
Product: patatin like domain 4, phospholipase and triacylglycerol lipase
Exons: 6
Coding region: 6-776 (256 amino acids)
Biological process (GO): lipid homeostasis; triglyceride catabolic process
Cellular component (GO): lipid droplet; cytoplasm; membrane
Molecular function (GO): retinyl-palmitate esterase activity; triacylglycerol lipase activity
Source: RefSeq, a predicted model, not a curated record
CUAGAAUGAAGCACAUCAACUUAUCCUUUGCAGCGUGUGGGUUUCUGGGCAUUUACCACUUGGGGGCAGCAUCCGCACUUUACAAACACGGCAAAAAGCUCCUGAAGAAUGUCAAGGCCUUUGCCGGGGCUUCUGCUGGAUCCUUGGUUGCUUCUGUCCUGCUAACAGCGCCACAAAAAAUAGAGGAAUGUAACAAGUUUACCUACAGUUUUGCCGAAGAAAUCCGAAGGCAGACUUUUGGGGCAGUGACACCCGGCUAUGAUUUCAUGGCCCGACUGAGGAGCGGAGUGGAGGCGAUUCUCCCUCCCAACGCACACGAGCUGGCUCACAACCGCCUGCACGUCUCCAUCACCAACACCAAGACCAGAGAAAACUACUUAGUCUCCAGUUUUCCCUCCCGAGAGGACCUCGUUAAGGUCCUGUUAGCCAGCAGCUUUGUGCCCAUUUACGCAGGACUAAAACCAGUGGAAUACAAAGGGCAGAAGUGGGUAGACGGAGGCUUUACCAACAGCCUGCCCCUCCUGCCUGUAGGCCGGACAGUGACUGUCUCAGCAUUCAGCGGGCGAGUGGACAUCUCCCCGCAGGACGAAGGGCCGCUGGAUUUCUACGUGACCAUCGCCAAGCAGGAAAUACUGCUGUCCAUGGCAAACUUGGUGAGGCUUCACCAAGCCCUUUUCCCACCAAGCGAGACGACAAUGGAAUCACUAUAUCAUCGUGGCUUUGAUGACGCCAUCAAGUUUUUACUUAAAGAAAGUUGGUUUGAAUACAACGCUUAAGACUUUAAAACGCAAAACACAUUUCAGACCGUUCUUGAUGGAG